This is a messenger RNA of Penicillium robsamsonii, 1401 nucleotides long. RefSeq names its product SET domain-containing protein. Bases 1 to 1401 code for a protein of 466 amino acids. The transcript has 2 exons. The record is from RefSeq and is a predicted model, not a curated record. Lineage: Eukaryota; Fungi; Ascomycota; Eurotiomycetes; Eurotiales; Aspergillaceae. Gene Ontology annotation, molecular function: protein binding.
AUGGGUGCCUACACGGGCUUCGACAUGGUCCCACGCCUGUCAGGAGAGCUGGUAGACAAACACAAUUGGGAAAGAUUCUUGAACCACAUCAGAGAGCGUUACCAAAACGACGAUCAAGUCGAAGUGGAGCCUAACUACAUUGCAUUUAAGUCCGACCCAAGCCUGCUGCUUCCAUUUGAAUGUCGCAAGUUCCUGCGUUUUGGCGCAAUGAUCCCGAAUGAGGACUCCGGUGGAUUGAGGAACUACAUCUAUACUGUCAGCAUGAUAGCCGGUGCCUGGUUCGGAUCGAGGGCUUAUUACUGGGAUGAGGGCUCAGGGGUACCGAGUCACUAUAGCUGGGAUGAUGUGAAACGAUCGAUCAGAUCCUACGAGCAGUUCGACGAACCGAUCGUACCUACCACCGUAGCCCAACAUGUGCUCGGUACCGAUCCAAUCAGUGAGCUCAAUCUGCCACCAUACGAAGUACAACUAGUGCCGGGGAAGGGACAAGGUCUCGUGGCGCGCUUCAACAUUGGGAAAGGCCAAUUGAUUAUUUCAGAGAAGCCAUUAUUCACAACCUCGAACGUUACAAGUGCAAUCACGACGGAAAAACAAAUUGCAACAGAGCUGCGAAAGCUACAGAAGGAUGCUCAACGCCAGUUUCUUUCCUUGCACAACAAUUUCCCUGGAAAGCAGCCGUUCAGUGGCAUUGUCCGAACAAACGCCCUACCAUGCGGCCCUGAAUCUCGGAUUGGAGGCAUUUAUCCUACCAUCUCGCGGAUCAACCACAGCUGUCUGCCUAACGCACACAACAGCUGGGAUGGUGCUUCGGGACACGAAAAUAUCUAUGCGGUUCGAUUGAUCGAAGCGGGAGAAGAGAUCACUAUCCCUUACGACCAUGGGGGCCCCUCAGAUGAGCGACGCCGUCAUUUGAAGAAAGCAUUCGGCUUCGAUUGCGAUUGCAGCAUUUGCUCAAGACAACCCGAUGAACUGCAACAGAGUGAUGAACGCCGCCGUGAGAUUAAACGCCUCGACUCCGAGAUCGGUAAUGCGCUCCGGGUGCUGCAAAGCCCCAAGGACUGCCUCAAAGACUGCCAGGCCCUGCUCCAAAUUCUCGAGAAAGAGUUUGAAGGUAGUCCAGGUGCCCAUCUUACAAGGCUUUACUAUGAUGCUUUCCAGAUUAGCAUCGUGCACGGCGACCAGGCGCGGGCUAGGGCUUUUGCAGAGCGGUCACAUAGAGCAAGGGUGGCUGCGGAAGGGGAGAACAACCCGGAGGCGAGAAGGAUUCAGAGACUGGUGGAAGAUCCAACAAGACAUGACAGUUUUGGAUUGUCAAUGAAAUGGAAGAGUUUGAAGAACCAGGUGCCUCGGGGGCUAGGCUCAAAUGAGUUUGAGAAGUGGUUGUGGAGUCAGGGCAAAUAG